UACACCAGCACUUUAAAAUUGCGGGCCAAACUUUUGAGGCACAGAGAUGACGCAGCUUGGAUAUAUUGCCAUUCUGGUAUUAUGGGCGUGCUCCAUUGCAUUAGCUAUUUCAUGUGGUAACAUAGAAAAUGGGAGUGUAAAGCCACGUUUCUUCUUUCAGAGAAGAAAAAGAACAUUUGAAUGUAAUGCCGGGUAUAUAGCAGAAAAUGACAACAACAGCAUUGAGUGUACUUCUUCAGGAUGGUCUCCUGUACCCAGAUGCAUUCCAAUACAAUGUGGAAGAAUAGAAAAUGGGAAAAUAGUGGACAAAGUUGAAGAAAAAACAACCUUUCAAUGUAAUCAUGGAUAUAAAUCUGAAAAUGGAAUUAAUGAAACUACCUGUACCUCUGAAGGCUGGUCUCCAGUACCCAUAUGUAUUGUUCAAGAGUGUCCACAUCCACCUGACAUCGAUUUGGCAGAAAUUGUCAGUGGGGAGAAAGCAGAAUAUCAGGAGGGUGAUGUUGUUCAGUACAGGUGCUACCCAGGAUACACUCUGGCAGGACCUGAAAGGAUAACAUGCAGUGGAGAAAAAUGGACACCUCCACCAAAGUGCUUGGCUCCAUGUAUUAUCACAAGGCAACAAUUGGAAACAAAAAAAUUGCUUCUGUCCAAUGGCCGAAGACGUACAGUAUUGAUUCAAAGUGACCAAACAAUGGAAUUUCUUUGUGGCGAACAUUCUGACCUUAAAAUCCCCUACCCCAUCAAGUGUGUAGAUGGGCAUAUGGAUUUACCAACUUGUAUAUCUGGAACUGGGGAAAAGUGUGGCCGGCCACCUACUAUUAAGAACGGAGACAUAACUACUUUAUCCCUAAAAGAGUACGUAUUUGGCUCUUCGGUAGAAUACAAAUGCCAGCAUUAUUACAUAAUACAAGGAGAACGGAAAUCAUACUGUUACAAUGGAAACUGGACAAAACCACCAGUUUGUUUAGAGCCAUGUGUUAUCACGCAAGAAGAUAUGAGAUCACACAACAUAGAUCUAAAGUGGGCUUCAGCUCAAAAACUCUAUGUGUCACAUGGAGCUUUUGUAGAGUUUAAGUGUAGAUCCAGUUUGUCUCCAAACUCUUCAAAUAAUCAUAGAGUGCAGUGCAAUGCGGGCCAAAUACCUUAUCCCCAAUGCACUUAG
This is a messenger RNA of Terrapene triunguis (Three-toed box turtle), 1162 nucleotides long. Its product is annotated as complement factor H-related protein 2-like. The record is from RefSeq and is a predicted model, not a curated record. NCBI's taxonomy places the organism in Eukaryota, Metazoa, Chordata, Testudines, Emydidae. The transcript is spliced from 7 exons. Bases 47 to 1162 code for a protein of 371 amino acids.